This is a messenger RNA of Zychaea mexicana, 801 nucleotides long. RefSeq names its product 50S ribosomal protein L30e-like protein. Gene Ontology annotation, cellular component: ribonucleoprotein complex. Lineage: Eukaryota; Fungi; Mucoromycota; Mucoromycetes; Mucorales; Lichtheimiaceae. The record is from RefSeq and is a predicted model, not a curated record. The transcript is spliced from 2 exons. Gene Ontology annotation, biological process: ribosome biogenesis. Bases 1 to 801 code for a protein of 266 amino acids.
AUGGCUCCUGCAAAGAAGUCCACUGGCAAAAAGGUCGCUCCCGCACCCUACCCCAUCAAGGCCAAGCAGGGCUCCAAGGCUCCUGCCAACCCCUUGUUCGAGAAGCGCGCCAAGAACUUUGGCAUUGGUCAAGAUGUCCAGCCCAAGCGCGAUGUCUCGCGCUUCGUCAAGUGGCCCGCCUACGUCCGUCUUCAGCGCCAAAAGAAGAUCAUCUACCAGCGUUUGAAGGUCCCCCCGGCUCUCAACCAGUUCACCAAGACUUUGGACAAGAACACUGCCACCCAGCUUUUCAAGUUGGCCGACAAGUACCGUCCCGAGACCAAGGUUGAGAAGCGCGAACGUAUCCGUGCUGCUGCCGCUGCCAAGGCUGAGGGUAAGGAAGCCAUCAAGACUGACAAGCCCGUCGUCGUCAAGUACGGUUUGAACCACAUUACCGCCUUGAUUGAACAAAAGAAGGCUCAGUUGGUCGUCAUUGCUGACGAUGUCGACCCCAUUGAGUUGGUCCUUUUCUUGCCCGCUCUCUGCCGCAAGAUGGGUGUCCCAUACUGCAUCGUCAAGGGCAAGGCUCGUCUCGGUCAGGUCGUCCACAAGAAGAACGCCACCGCUUUGGCUUUCACUGAGGUCGCUGAGGCUGACAAGGCUGAGCUCGCUAACUUGGUCUCCGCCGUCAAGGUUAACUUCAACGACAAGACUGAUGAGAUCCGUCGCCAAUGGGGUGGUGGUAUCAACGGUCCCAAGUCCAACGCUCGUCUUGCCAAGCGCGAGGCUAUUGCCGCCAAGGAAAUUGCUGCUCGUCAGUAA